Prunus armeniaca (apricot) is the source of this 249-nucleotide messenger RNA. The record is from the annotation of a GenBank genome assembly. NCBI's taxonomy places the organism in Eukaryota, Viridiplantae, Streptophyta, Magnoliopsida, Rosales, Rosaceae.
AUGGGAUCCUCAGGUUGUCAUGAGCGUAGGUGUGCUCGGAUCUCAUUUUGGAUAUUGUUAGAGUCCCGAACGGAUAUCGCAUAUCGCGUAUUACCAGGAUCGUGUAGGAUUCGACGGAUCGUAAAACGGAGUCCCGGAUACUCCGGAAAUGCCAACCCUGGGGUUAGGGUUUUAGUAACUGUCCGAUUGUGUGAUCAUGAGCAAUCCGACCGUCCGAUCUGGACCAAACUUGCAGGACAUGUGUCCUAG